GUGCGCACGCAGUUCCGCCGGAUCUUCACGCAGAUGGGGUUUGAGGAGAUGCCCACCAACAACUACGUGGAGAGCAGCUUCUGGAACUUUGACGCGCUGUUCCAGCCGCAGCAGCACCCGGCGCGCGACGCGCACGACACCUUCUUCCUCACCAAGCCCGCAGCCACGCCCGCCUCCAACUUUCCCCAGGACUACUUGGAACGCGUGAAGCAGACGCACCAGCACGGCGGCUACGGCAGCAUCGGGUACGGGUACGACUGGAAGAUAGUGGAAGCUGAGAAGAACCUGCUGCGCACCCACACCACCGCAGUCUCCUCGCGCAUGCUCUACCGGCUGGCGCAG
Chlorella variabilis is the source of this 342-nucleotide messenger RNA. RefSeq lists its product as hypothetical. Gene Ontology annotation, molecular function: tRNA binding; ATP binding; phenylalanine-tRNA ligase activity. The transcript has 3 exons. NCBI's taxonomy places the organism in Eukaryota, Viridiplantae, Chlorophyta, Trebouxiophyceae, Chlorellales, Chlorellaceae. Gene Ontology annotation, biological process: phenylalanyl-tRNA aminoacylation. The annotation marks the transcript as partial. The record is from RefSeq and is a predicted model, not a curated record. Gene Ontology annotation, cellular component: phenylalanine-tRNA ligase complex; cytoplasm; cytosol.